This is a messenger RNA of Corythoichthys intestinalis (scribbled pipefish), 3223 nucleotides long. It is a transcript of the gene prr35, whose product is annotated as proline rich 35. Lineage: Eukaryota; Metazoa; Chordata; Actinopteri; Syngnathiformes; Syngnathidae. The record is from RefSeq and is a predicted model, not a curated record. Bases 255 to 2462 code for a protein of 735 amino acids. The transcript has 4 exons.
AAUAUAAAUGUGCACGCUCGCUCCUGCUGUGCUCCCAUUUGAGCACAGGGACGUUGGACGAGAGGCAGACAGACAGCACCGGGAUACGACGACGCCACGCCACUUACUCUGAGAGACACGUCACACAUCUAUUUGCAGGACGGUUCUCUUCGUGAAGGGAGACGACCCACCAUCUCAGAAAUCAUAAAAAAGGACCCAAGAAAAUGCAGCUUUACAUUGAAAACCAUGACGAAAGCUGAAGGAAAACCCUCCAAAUGAGCAAACCUAGAGAUCAAAAACCUACUCCCGCAACUACUCUUGUGAAUGAUCGUAACCUGAACACAAUAGUGUUGUCUUCCGAAAUAUCAGGAACGAUCAUGUCCAAGGACGACGCUUGCAAAGUAACGUCAGCCUCUAAACACAAGGAACGCAAGCCCAAGAAGCCUCACUACAUCCCUCGUCCGUGGGGCAAGCCGUACAACUACAAAUGCUUUCAGUGCCCUUUCACUUGCAUGGAGAAGUCCCACCUGUACAACCACAUGAAGUACAGUCUGUGCAAGAACUCCCUCUCCCUGCUUAUCGAGUCUGACUGGCCCUACAAAAAGGGCAACAAUGUCCUGCACCCGGACCAACUGCGACCACUACAGCAGGGGAUGCGUGGACCUGGAAAAGACGCCCAGGAUCAGGCAACUCGGACUGAGGAGGAGCAGCAGCAGCAGAAUGUGGAGGAGGAAGCGGAAGAUCGGGAAAACCGUGUACAGGAAGAGGAAGGAGAGGAGGUCCGCACGUUGGUGAAAGAGAGGUCGGAAAGUGGGGAUCCUGCAGAGUGUAAAGCAGAUUCCGAGUUAUUGAUGGCGGACAUGCUUUCUCUGGAAGACCAGCUAAUACGGGCACGGUCAGUGGAGGUGGAGGCGCAGUUGAAACACUACAAGACCUUAUCCAAGACCUGCAUGACAGCUCCAAGGUUACUCUCGGACCAGUGGCGCCUCCUUACUUCAAGUAAAGCCAAAACCGAAGGCACUCAAGCCCGAAUGAAUGGUUCAAUCCCGUGUUACCCUCCCCCACCCAACCUGGUGGAUUAUCAGGAUCCGACCGGGCUCAACCUAUCAGUGCUCGGGGUGGGCUAUCCCAUCGGCCCAAGUCUUUUCUCAUACAUGAAUUCUACUCUCCCCGCCACUCAAACCCAUGCGCAGCUCGCUCAGCUUCCCUUCCUGGCUUCGGCCGCCCAGCUGAUUCAUCCGGCCUCAGGCAGCCACACGGACAGAACUUUUAUACCCCCGCGGCUCUACUACCCAUUCCUCUGUGAACACAGCUUCGGACCAGCUUCCGGUCAGAGUGAUGCCAAUAAAGGACAGAAAACAUCCCCAAACACUGGCGAUACAUUUUCUUUACCUGGCUUCCAGCCCAAAAUUAACCUGUGGAAGGUGCCUGCUUUGAGGCCCGGGGCUGCCACGGCUUCUCCCAUUGGUCGGGUUUCACCUCUAGGAGUUUCUUCUGACACGGUCUUUAGGCUGGGGGAUAAAGUGCAAGCUUCACCUAAGGAAGGUAAAACAAGUUGGAGUCUCAAGAGAACAGGCGGCCAUUUGACAAACCAUGAAUCCCCAGUGGAAAAGAAGCCGACAACAGACUUCACGUUGGAUCUUCUAAAGAACAUCCAGACAAGUCCUACUCUAAAUAUGGUAUCAGACAAACUGAGUUCACAGAAUUUGCAUCCCAGGACUAAAUCAUCCGAACCCUUGUACACACAUCAUCUAACCAGUCCCAAAAAUGAAGCAUCCUCCUUACCGGCUCCUAUUGGGGGAAACAGUAGCCAAGACCUUACGACCGCACGUCCUAUGGGUGACGGGGCCUCAGAUUCAGUGGCUGCUCUACUUAAUGAUCUCUCGAAAGCACUUCAGGAGUACCAGGAAGCAGAACGCAAAAUCUCCCACCUUGAAAAGGAGGAACUUCCCGUCCAGCAUCACCUAUGGGAGCACCUGAGCAAAAUCCGAAAUGAGCUGUCGCACAUCCACCAAGCGCUGGAAAGGACGGCCCGCCAAAGCGACGGUCCGCUAGACCUUUCAUUUAAGAGAGACUCCACAGACUCAAAGGAGUUCCACAUUAAGGACAAUAUUGCAGAGACGGACGAGGAAGAAGAGGAAGCUAGAGAAGAAGAGGAGAGGAAAGCCAUGAGGGCCUCGCUGGAGACUCGUAAGCAAUCGCUAGACAUGCUGAUCAAGAUGAAUAAUACCGGUGCGUCGGUGAUGACUGCAGAUGUCCUGGCUCAGGGAGCACUGGCCAUCAGCCACACCCCCGCGGAGACCUUGUGGCCCGGCAGAACCACAAAGUGCGAAGCCGACUCCAGCGUGCUGCUCUGUCCUGACGGCAGAUCGGUCAUGUUUACGGACAUCCCAUCAUCGGCCAAAGCGGCUAAAAGACAGACUUCAAUACAGCGGGUGGAGGGGCAGUGCCCCCAAAGCCCUUUAACAGCUAUAGAAAAUUAACGAUUGCUUGUAUGUUGAGAUUCUAAGUCAAUCCGCAAUUUGAAUCGGGACAAAUUUUUAUAGUUGUUGUAGACAUUUCACAACUCGGUUUCCCUAAAAUGGCUUAUUCAUUGGCUGCUAUUGUCCGUAACAAUCAGAGUUCAGUUUAUAUGUUGCCAUGGCAAUGUAAUAUGCAUUUGGCCAUCAGAAUAAUAAGAAUAUUUAGGACCAAAGAAGUUUUUAAGAUUAAAGGUGAAAUGUCUUCAUGAAUAAAGAAUUCUGUUGCCGCUAUUGACUUUGCAGAUGAAAGGUUAGUUCCUAAGGAAAAAACAUUGUCUUUAAUUUUACAGGCCACUGCAUUUUGUUUAGCACUUUUCUAUUGAGACCCAAACAACAUGGGGAAAAACAAUUUUACAUUUUGUCUGCUAUCUUGUUAAGUGUGUAAAAAAAGCACAUACUGUAUCUAUAAUAUUGCCUGGGCUCUGUACAUUUCCUCAAAAGAGACACGUGUCACACAUGCACUAUAAACUUUAGAUUGUCAGCAGGUUGUCAUUAGAAAAAUCCUUUCAAUCAGUUGGACUGACAAUCAUUACCACCACUUUGUAAAUGAUGUGAAAGACAAUGAAAAAAAUGUACAGUGUUUUAAAGUCUAAAUGAUUUUAUAAAGACAAUCUUUCGUAUGUUGUGAGUUUACUAACAAAACUGUAUUGCACGCAUAUUUCUUGCAAAAAUAAAAUGUCAUACCAAUAGCAAAAACAAUGAAGCCUAUCAUAUUAAAGCAA